Molecule: messenger RNA, 964 nt
Organism: Homarus americanus (American lobster)
Lineage: Eukaryota; Metazoa; Arthropoda; Malacostraca; Decapoda; Nephropidae
Gene: mRpS34
Exons: 4
Coding region: 83-643 (186 amino acids)
Biological process (GO): mitochondrial translation
Cellular component (GO): mitochondrial small ribosomal subunit; mitochondrion
Molecular function (GO): structural constituent of ribosome
Source: RefSeq, a predicted model, not a curated record
GAGGAUGGGGUUGAGACUAAGUCGCUGCUAGCCCUUGCAUGGACCACGUCGUUUCAUCAUCGUCUGUUAGGAAGAAAUUAAAAUGCCGUAUGUGUUAGUGGGACGAACAACCAACUUCAAGGGCAAAAGAUUAUGGGAGAUUGUUGGCUGCCUUAAAAAUUUUGGUGUAGGGAGAAUGGUGGUGAGGAGUACCUUUGAGAGGUACCCAGAGCCAUGCUUCUACAGAAUUGUUAAUGCUGAGCCAGAGAUGGACACCGGGCGGCCUCAUAUGGGUGAGGAUAACAUGAAAGGAAAAAUACUCGUAGAGAAGGUUUUCCGUGGCAAAAACUGUGGUGUAGUGAAUAUGUCUAAAGUCGCUUACAAAACUGACUUUCGUUUAAUACAUAAAAUUGAGGAAGCUAAAUAUUUGCAGUCCUAUGAAAAUUUUACACCUCCUGAACAAAAGAUUUUUCCACAAACUAUGGAAAUGCCUCCUCUUUUGAAGAUUGUUGCAGAAAGGGAAGGACAUGCUUCGAAUGUUCUCAGACUCACUAUGUGUAGAAACAGUGGUCGUAUUGCUAAAGAUGGAGAGGAAUCCACAGCUGAAUUAUGUGUUGGGCUCGACACUCCACUUAGCCCACAGCUUUACAAGGGAGUAAUAUAAUCAUUUGAUUUUGGCUGGAAAGCUAAUUUAAUGUGUUUAAAUGAAAGAUAAAGAGUGGUAAUUGUAAAUACAUUUGCAUUCAAAAAGUUUAUGUCACUAUGAGAUUCUUGUAUUAAGAAAAGUAAGUUUAUAUUACAUAUAUACUGUACUCCCUUUUUAAUUGGAUUUACCUUUGCAUAAUAUAAUGGUGUAUGAUGAAGUCUGUUAUCUCUUCUACAAUACUGUGUCUGUAUGACCUAAAGGCCUCAGUAAUUUGUUAAAAAUGUAUUCUUGUAAUAUAUUUGAUGAUUUAGUAUAAAUUACAGUUUGUUUGUUUUUGAA